This is a messenger RNA of Anthostomella pinea, 540 nucleotides long. The record is from the annotation of a GenBank genome assembly. Lineage: Eukaryota; Fungi; Ascomycota; Sordariomycetes; Xylariales; Xylariaceae.
AUGCCGCCGAAAACAGCACUGCUUGUCAUUGACGUGCAAAAGUACUUCGAGUCGAUGACUUUGGCCGCAGUACCCAACAUCAAGGCCCUAAUUUCUCACUUCCAGUCAUCGUCAGCACCCAUCAUCUUCACCCAGCAUGGGCACUCCAAGGAGGAGCUCACAACCAAGCCCUCGCCCAACCAACUCGUGCGGAAAUGGGGCGCCUCCGGCUCGAUAGCGUACGGCAGCGAGGACUGGCAGUUCCAGGACAGCAUCAAGAGAUACACCACUCAGCCGGGAUGCACGUUGGUGGCCAAGAAUACCUACGACGCAUUCAUCAACACCAACCUGGCGCAGGUGCUGGAGGAGAAGGCGAUCGAGAGAGUCGUGGUCUGCGGGGCCAUGACGGAUUGCUGCUGCGAUACGACGGCGUAUAGCGCGUUCAAAAGGGGCUUCGAGACGUGCCUGGUGAGCGACGCUUGUGGGAGCGCGAAUAAGACCCAGCACCAGGCCGGACUCAGGGGCUUCGGGUUUGCUUUUUGGGGAGGUACUUACGACUGA